Molecule: messenger RNA, 1957 nt
Organism: Daldinia caldariorum
Lineage: Eukaryota; Fungi; Ascomycota; Sordariomycetes; Xylariales; Hypoxylaceae
Product: SAC3/GANP/Nin1/mts3/eIF-3 p25 family-domain-containing protein
Exons: 2
Coding region: 136-1518 (460 amino acids)
Biological process (GO): proteasome-mediated ubiquitin-dependent protein catabolic process
Cellular component (GO): cytosol; nucleus; proteasome regulatory particle
Source: RefSeq, a predicted model, not a curated record
UCUCUGUUGAAGGUAAGAAAUACUAUUUUUAAUAAUAAACAUUUUUUUUGUUUAGGGUAGGGAAAAAAAACAUUACAUUAUUACAAAACACAAGUUACAAAAAUAAGAAUUUUGAAGGUUUUCUUUUUUGGAGAAAUGAAAGUACGGAUAAGAAAAAAUGGGACAUCAAGUCCCCCAAAUCCCCCAAGUCCACCAAGUUCACCAGCCACAAGAACUACAGGAACUCCAGGAAUACAUGUACGAAGCUUAAGCCACAUAUGGCGCAGAGUUCGUCACUCUUUGAAGCAAAGUGGAUCGGGUUCUUUCGUCAGCCUCUCAGCCUGUUGUUGCUUGCCUUGCCUCAUCACCAAACCGAUAAAUCCACAUUCACCAAAUCCGCAAGACCAAGUACCAACCCCAACACUUGCCAUCCGCCGUAUAGAUUUCUCCUCAUCUGAGUAUCCUUCCGAAGUACCGAUUGGGAGACCCGAGCUUAGGAAAGCUCCACUGUCCUGUUCGUAUUUCCCCUCCCCGGCGACCACCUCGAAGCUCCAGCAGCCCAACGGUCCCAGCGAAGCCGUCACCCCCAUAGCCAUCUCGUCGUUACCUUCUACCGCGCCAUCUUCACCGGUCCUUCCGCCCUCCGCCUUGUCACCACCCCCACAGCACAAGAACAUGGCCGAACGAAACGCCGCGCAGCUCCUCAACCUGCUGCGCACGAAUCCCACGCUGCCCUACUCCGAGGCCUCCUCCCUCCUCUCCAAAGCCAAGAUCCAGCUGCUGCAGCUCAAGGCCGCGACGCCCAGCGCUCCCGGUACCCCCGGCGCCUCCCCGCAGCACCUGGCCCUAGCCCGGGAUAUCUACGAGCAGGGCGCACUCUUCAGCAUCCGGGUGCGGAACCCCGACGCCUUCACCCGCUACGUAUCGCAGCUGCAGCCUUUCUACGAGCUGCCGGACAUCGCUGGCAGCGGUGAGCGCAACAAGGUUACCGGACUGUACCUGUUGCUGCUGCUGACGCAGGGUCGCUAUGCCGAGUUCCACUCCGAACUCGAGACGCUCAGCACGAGAGCCAAGGAGGGCGGUACCGGCGAGAUCGAGGGAGACAGGUUCUUGGGAUACCCGAUCAAGCUCGAGCGUUGGCUCAUGGAGGGGAGUUAUGACCGCGUGUGGAAGGCUAUGAAGAGCCGAGAGGUACCAAGUGAGGAAUAUGGUGUUUUCUCCGAGAUUCUAACAUCCCAAAUCCGCUCCGAAAUCGCCUCCUCCAGCGAGCGCGCAUACCCCUCCCUCCCCCUCAGCAGCACCAAAUCCCUUCUCUUCCUCGACUCCGAAGGCGCCGUCAUCGACUUCGCGCGCCAACGCGGCUGGACCGUCCGUGACGGCCACAUCUACUUCCCCACAUCCGCCGCCACCGUCGACGGCGAGCCCGUUAACAUCGCCUCCGAGACCGAUGCUGCCGCCGCUGUCGAGGACAAGGAGUUCAGCCGCAUGGUCAUCGAGAACACCCUCGGCUACGCUCGCGAGCUGGAGACCAUCGUCUAAUCUCAAUCAAGCUAUGCUUACCUAUCAAGGCCGUUUGAAAGGCGGGAACUAGUUGAAAGAGAGAAAACCACACAUAUAGUCUAUUCUCCUUGUAUCCCCGAAUAGGCUAAAGCUGAGGUCGCAACGAGAGAGACCCAGGCCCAGACUCAGACCCAGACCCAGACCCAGAACUUAGAAAAUGAAACGAAAAAGUCGCCGAAGUUAUGCUAGCUACGUGGAUGACUGGCGGUGCUACGAAGAAGGGGAGUUCCGAUACACUUAAUUAAUUAUCGUAGGAGGCAACGGCAAGCGCACAGAGAUAGAUAAAUAAGCUAGCCCCCAAGUGGGCUCUACUUACGAAACAGGGCCAUGAAGAGGCUCCCCCGGCCUCUGUAUGAAUAAAUAUAUGAUUUUAAGCACCAACACCCACCGUCACGUAUAUAUCUAUGGAAGUAAAAGU